ACCCCCACCCCCCAUCUGUGCCCACUGCAUAUUUGCCCAAAGCAUAGCAAAAGCUACUACACACUGCUUUUUUUUCUGCUUUCUUCACAGACAAUUUGAUUAAUCACAUUUUGUUGUCGGAUUUAAUCUCUGCUUUCUUCACCGCAUGAACCAAUUAUCCCGCCCAAUUUCUUCUUCUUCUUCUUCUUCUUCUCUCCAGUUCCGCCAGUGUUUGAUUUCAUCGCUGUUUGAAUUGAAGUUGUCUGCGUUCUCUUACAUUACUUCAUAAUUUAAAAAAAAUAAUUAAUUUUCCACUUCAUUAUCAUCCAAUUGUCAAAUUUGCUGCCCCUUUUCACGACAAUUUGAUCCACCACCGCGGGGCCUGCUACUUUAUUUUCUGAGAAAAAAAAUUAAUUUUUUUUCUUCCCCCAAGUUGAGAGAUCUGUUGAAGCAUUCAGCAUUGUUUGAAAUUUCGAAAUUAAUUUCGAAAUUUUGAUAACGCAUUUUUAGUAUUUAUUUCGAGUAAUUAAAUGCGCUGCUGAUUUGGUUAAUUUUAUGAUAUUAUUUAUUUUUUAGUUUCCCCCCUCAAUUUACAAGGAAGUAAUUGUUAAUGUAAUUAGGUUUUCUUUGGGUUGGGAAUAGCUGCAAAGUGGGGUUUAUGAUUGUGAUUUGUGAACGGUGUGAAGAGUCAGUCACUUGUUGAUGUUUGGUAAUAGUUAUAGUAUGGUACAUUCCACUGAGUUCGGCAGCUAAUUCUGCGGGUCCGCCGAGCUAAAGUUCGAUUUCCUUUUUAAAGGAAGAAAAAAGAAAGAUCCACUUUUGAUCCAAUUAUAUUUCUGUUUGUUUGAUUCAUUUAUUGUAGCAAAAAAAGGAUAAGAAAAUGUCACAGAAGAAAGUUAAGGGCUCGCCUUCCCUCCAGUCGAUCAAAUCGUUGCCCGUGGAUUUACGGUUUGUGGGUUCUUCUGGGAGUAAUAGGAUGAAUUUAUCUGAUAAUGUAUCGGAUAAUGUAGAGUUAUCGAGUGAUUCUGCUCAAGGAAGGAGUGAUAUUGGUUCGGAAAAUGAUGAAUCGCCUUAUUAUAAUUUGGAUAUGCCGGCUAAGAAUACUCCUACGCGGUCGAUUAAACGAUCCAAUGUCGAUUCUAAGUGGAGCGACACCACCCCUUACACUACGAAGAAGAAGCUUCAGUCAUGGUUUCAACUUCCUGAUGGUAAUUGGGAGCUGGCGACUAUUCUUCAAACUUCUGGAAAUGAGUCUUUAAUAUCUUUGGCCGACGAAAAAGUUUUGAAAGUGAAUAUGGAAUCUCUGGUUCCUUCAAAUCCCGAUAUACUCGAUGGCGUGGAUGAUCUCAUGCAACUAAGUUACUUAAACGAACCGUCAGUAUUGUACAAUCUCCAGUAUAGGUACAAUCAGGAUAUGAUUUACACCAAAGCGGGCCCUGUUUUGGUUGCCGUUAAUCCCUUUAAAAAAGUCUCGUUAUAUGGCGAUGAUUAUAUUGAUGCUUAUAAGUGCAAAUCCAUGGCGAGCCCACAUGUGUAUGCCAUCACUGAUGCAGCCAUGCGUGAAAUGAUCCGAGAUGAAGUGAAUCAAUCCAUCAUUAUAAGUGGGGAAAGUGGAGCUGGAAAAACCGAGACGGCAAAAAUAGCAAUGCAGUAUUUGGCUGCCUUGGGAGGUGGUAGUGGAAUUGAGUACGAGAUACUGAAAACGAAUCCCAUUUUGGAAGCCUUUGGUAAUGCCAAAACAUUAAGAAACGACAACUCGAGUCGCUUUGGAAAGCUGAUUGAAAUUCACUUUAGUGAAACUGGAAAAAUAUCGGGUGCCAGUAUUCAAACUUUUUUACUCGAGAAGUCGAGAGUUGUUCAAAGUUCAGCGGGAGAAAGGUCAUAUCAUAUCUUUUAUCAGCUUUGUGCUGGAGCUCCACCUCUUCUUAGAGAAAAAUUGAACUUAAGGAAUGCAGAUGAGUUCAAGUAUUUGAGCCAAAGUAACUGCUUCACAGUUUCUGGUGUUGACGAUGCAGAACAGUUUCGUGUAGUAACGGAAGCUCUGAAUAUUGUCCAUGUUGCAAAAGAAUCCCAAGAUUCCGUAUUUGCAAUGUUAGCUGCAGUUCUGUGGCUCGGAAAUGUCUCAUUUACAGUGAUCGAUAGUGAAAAUCACGUCGAACCAGUGGUGGAUGAAGGUCUAGUCAACGUUGCCACUCUGAUUGAGUGCAACAUUGAGGAACUAAAGCUAGCUUUAUCGACUCGAAAAAUGAGAGUAGGAAAUGAUACAAUUGUUCAAAAACUUACCCUGCCUCAGGCAAUUGAUACGAGAGAUGCUUUGGCUAAAUCGAUUUAUUCUUGUUUAUUUGACUGGCUAGUCGAACGAAUUAAUAAAUCAUUAGCAGUUGGCAAAAUCCGCACCGGAAGAUCCAUUAGUAUUCUCGAUAUCUACGGUUUUGAAUCGUUUGAGAGGAACAGUUUUGAGCAGUUCUGCAUUAACUACGCCAAUGAACGAUUACAACAACACUUCAAUCGUCACUUGUUCAAAUUGGAGCAAGAGGAAUACAUUCAAGACGGCAUUGACUGGACAAAGGUUGACUUUGAAGACAAUCAAGAUUGUCUUAAUCUCUUCGAGAAGAAGCCAUUAGGGUUACAAUCGUUGCUUGACGAGGAAUCUACCUUUCCAAAUGGCACGGAUUUGAGCUUUGCCAAUAAGCUCAAGCAGCAUUUGAACUCCAAUCCUUGUUUUAGAGGAGAAAGAGGGAAAGCUUUUACUGUGUCCCAUUUUGCAGGAGAGGUUACGUACGACACAACUGGAUUUCUAGAAAAGAAUCGGGAUUUACUUCAUUUAGAUUCCAUCCAACUUUUGUCUUCUUGCACGUGCCCCCUUCCUCAAGCUUUUGCCUCCACUAUGCUUACUCAAUCCGAAAAGCCAGUAGUGGGUGCACUAUAUAAAUCCGGUGGAGCGAAUUCGCAAAAAUUAAGCGUCACAACAAAAUUCAAGGGCCAACUGUUCCAAUUAAUGAAACGCCUCGAAAACACAACACCGCAUUUCAUACGCUGUAUAAAGCCGAACAACACUCAGUCACCUGGUAGCUACAGUCAAGAACUUGUGCUUCAACAAUUACGGUGCUGUGGAGUUUUAGAAGUUGUUCGAAUAUCAAGAUCCGGUUUUCCUACAAGAAUGACGCAUCAAAAGUUUGCCAAAAGGUAUGGAUUUCUUCUAUUGGAUCACGUUGCCUCACAGGAUCCACUCAGUGUUUCAGUAGCGAUUCUUCAUCAGUUCAAUAUUUUACCGGAGAUGUAUCAAGUCGGCUAUACAAAGUUGUUCUUUCGUACAGGACAGAUUGGAGUACUCGAAGAUACUAGAAACCGUACUCUCCAUGGUAUAUUGCGCUUGCAAAGUUACUUUCGAGGUCAUCAAGCUCGCUGCCGUUUGAAAGAGUUAAAAAGAGGGAUUGUCACUCUUCAGUCAUUUUUUCGUGGUGAAAAGACUAGAAAAGAGUAUUCAGUCUUAUUGCAGAGGCAUAGAGCUGCUAUACAUAUUCAGAAACGAAUAAAAGCCAGGAUUUGCAGGAAUAAAUUCAGAAGAUUAAACGAGGCAUCAACUGCAAUACAAUCAGUUAUUCGUGGCUGGUUGGUUAGAAGAUGCUCGGGGGACAUAGGAUUGCUGCAAUUUGGGGAAAGAAAGGGCACCGAGCCAGAAGAAGUGCUCGUAAAGUCAACAUUCCUGGCCGAACUACAAAGACGGGUUCUGAGAGCAGAAGCGACCCUAAGAGAAAAAGAAGAAGAAAACGAAAUCCUCAGCCAACGCCUCCAACAAUACGAGAACCGUUGGUCAGAAUACGAGCUCAAAAUGAAUUCAAUGGAGCAAGUGUGGCAGAAGCAAAUGAGGUCACUCCAAUCCAGCCUGUCAAUAGCUAAAAAGAGCCUCGCUUUUGAAAGCGACUACUCCCAGAGAAACUCGGACGCAUCGGUCAACGAAAACGACGAUCAAGAGUCAACUAUCUGGGAGACUAAAGCCCACGAAAUCAACGGUGUGAGAUCGUCCACGAGCGCUGGUACAGGUGUCAUCGGACGAUUGGCUGAGGAGUUUGAGCAGAGGAGUCAAGUUUUCGGUGACGAUGCCAAGUUCCUUGUGGAAGUGAAAUCAGGUCAGGUCGAGGCGGGUUUGGAUCCGGAUAGCGAGCUUCGCAGGUUGAAACAGAUGUUUGAAGGUUGGAAGAAAGAUUAUGGAGCAAGGCUUAGGGAAACGAAGGUGAUUCUACAUAAGCUUGGAAAUGAAGAAGAGCCGACGAGAAAGAAAUGGUGGGGCAGGAGGAACAGCACAAGAAUGGGCUGAGUUUUUAAUUAAAAUCUCUACGAGAAAUCCGAAAAAGAAAAGAAAAAUCACCGGAAAGUAUAUAUAAAGUUCAAGUACCGAUUAUUAUUCAAACAGGUAAAUUCUUGUAGUAGUAUAUCGAAUUGGUUUGUGAUUUUUAAGUGCUUUAGCAGAAGGCGGUUAGCAUUUUGUGCCUUGUGGCAUUGCCCAAGUAAAAAUGUUGUGUGGAGUCGAAAAACGAGUGUGUUUAACGACCGUAUUGUCUGUUUUUUGCUUUCAUUUUCGGGCUUGCCUGAGUUGAAAAUAGUUUUGUAAAGUUACAUCUGCAUCAUUGUUUUUAAGAGAAAAAAAAAUUGGUUCAAU
Erythranthe guttata (spotted monkey flower) is the source of this 4639-nucleotide messenger RNA. Its product is annotated as myosin-1. The record is from RefSeq and is a predicted model, not a curated record. Gene Ontology annotation, cellular component: actin cytoskeleton; membrane; cytoplasm. Gene Ontology annotation, biological process: actin filament organization. Gene Ontology annotation, molecular function: actin filament binding; microfilament motor activity; ATP binding. NCBI's taxonomy places the organism in Eukaryota, Viridiplantae, Streptophyta, Magnoliopsida, Lamiales, Phrymaceae.